ACACACCUCUUGUACUUCACUUUCUGUUUAUAACUUACUGUCAGCUGUAUCCUGUUCCAUGAGACAGUGAGAGGCACAAAUACAUGAAAGAGACCGAGCUGAAAAUGGUGUCAAACACUGUUGUAAAAAACAAUGUGAAGGUCUCCUGCGAAAUUCCUGAGAGAAAGGUCAUCAAUAUCAAUAUUUCACAACACUCCUUCUUGGUUGAUCUGAUUGAAACUAUUAGGACUCGAAGAGAACCUUGCAAUGCCUCUACCUCCGCUAGUGUGACCCCCCCUGUAGCCCCCGUAGCAUUUGCGACCUUUCAGUUUACCUUUGGCUGCAUCUGUACCAUGCUGGCUAUCAAUGUUCUCACAAUACAACUACCGCUGACUAUUUACUAUUCAAAUACACUUUUUUGGGUGGGGAUUCCGUUCAUUCUCUCUGGAACAUUGGAUGUUGUGGCUUACAGAUGGCCCAGAACAUUUUGGGUGGCGCUCUCCUUUAUCUCUCACUUACUGACUUUUAGUGCUACCAUCCCUGGUAUUGUGUUUAUUGAUAAAUCAAUGAGAGAUUUGCCUGGGAUCUACAAAUGUGAUCUUCAGGAUUAUGAUACCAACGUAAAGUGGGAAGAGUGCCAAAAUGAAUUUAGGCAAUAUCAGGCUAUCUUGAGUGGUUUGAUGGUAAUGCUGAAAUGCCUUGUGUUCUUUGGUCUCAUCACGUCUAUCAUUUCUAUCAGCCACGGACUGAUAAGGUGUUAUAAUAGCUGCUCAUACAAGGAACUUCCAGAAGAAAAGGUUGAUUCCCUACAACAGUCUGAUGUAAUAGUUGUGUAGAGAUAAAAUCAUCCUCCAGCUAAACCAAAAUCACAUGAACUGUAGUUUUACUGUUGAGUUCUGUAAUAUUCUCCCCACUGUUCAAGACCCCUCCAAUCUCCCCACAGUUCAAGACCUAUACCUGUCCAGAGUCAAGAAGCGUGCAGGGAAAAUUGUGGCAGACAUGCAACACCCGGCCACGACCUGUUUGAAAUGCUCCCAUCAGGCAGGCAUUACAGGUCCAUUCCCGCCAGGAAGACUCGAACCACUAAAAGCUUCUUCCCACUAACUGUCCAUCUACUAAACGAUGUCUGUAUGUCUAGUGCUACGUACUGAGAUCCAAUUCUACACAGUAUUCCCAUAGUUAAGCAUGUUAUGUAUGUUUGUAUACAUGUACAGUACGUUACAUAUCACGUCUGUAUCUCCCCUUUAUGUUGUUAUUUGGUGAUGCGUUGUUACCGCAAACAAUUCCUAGUAUACGUGAGUAUACCUGGCCAAUAAAGCUGAUUCUGAUUCUGA
Pseudophryne corroboree (corroboree frog) is the source of this 1313-nucleotide messenger RNA. RefSeq lists its product as uncharacterized. NCBI's taxonomy places the organism in Eukaryota, Metazoa, Chordata, Amphibia, Anura, Myobatrachidae. The transcript is spliced from 7 exons. The coding region runs from base 84 to 815 and encodes 243 amino acids. Gene Ontology annotation, cellular component: membrane. The record is from RefSeq and is a predicted model, not a curated record.